Molecule: messenger RNA, 1512 nt
Organism: Drosophila willistoni
Lineage: Eukaryota; Metazoa; Arthropoda; Insecta; Diptera; Drosophilidae
Product: carbohydrate sulfotransferase 11
Exons: 8
Coding region: 62-1321 (419 amino acids)
Biological process (GO): carbohydrate biosynthetic process
Cellular component (GO): membrane
Molecular function (GO): sulfotransferase activity
Source: RefSeq, a predicted model, not a curated record
ACACAAGAAGAAGAAAAAGCGAAACAAAAAUCAGUUCCUAUGCAUUUAGCCUUGUGUUUAAAUGAAAUUGAGCAAGAGCUUGGCAAAUUGUCGCGCCAUACGGCGUUAUUUGCUCAUCUUUACGGCCAUCUCGCUGCUGCUACUGCCACUCUCUUUGGUCUAUCUGGUAUGGAAUGAGCAGCUGCAGAAGAUCCGUGGAUUCGAGGCCUUUAAUAUGCAGCAGCCGCAGCAGCAGCAGCAAUCGCAGCAGGCACAGGCGCAGCCAAUGGGGCAAACAUUUCGCUAUCCAGUGCUGCUGCUGAACAAAAACAAGAACAAGGAACUGACUGUGGUGGCAACGGGCAAGACAAAGAACAAGUGGCGCUAUGUUGAUAAAGACAUCAAUCAAACGCAUAUACCACUUAUACCGGAAAAUGCCGUUCAAACACUCACACCGCAGGAAAUGUUGCAGGUGGAACAGCGUAUGGACGAAAGGCGGGAACGUUUAAAGGAUAAAUGCUCAGCCUAUGGUCUAGAUGUAUUGGGUCACGAUGCCUGGCAUACGCCAAAUACUUGGGAAUUUUUGGUUAACAAAAAAUAUCAUAUUAUCUGGUGCAAUGUAUUUAAGGCAGCAUCGUCCUCAUGGAUGUUUAAUUUUAAUGUUUUAGCUGGUUACUCACCCAGUUAUUUACGUAAAACUAAGAAAAUUCUUCUAAACUUGGCCAGAGAACGCUAUCCGCGUGUGAGCCUAGAAGAGCUUCGUGAGGCACAAAAUGACUCAUUGACAUUUAUCAUAGCACGUAAUCCCUUCGAGAGACUCUUGAGUGCCUAUCGUGAUAAAAUGGUGUUCGCUUUACCAUAUUCCUUCCAUGACAAGCUGGGGCGCAGUAUAGUGCGAAAUUAUCGCAAAAAGCCCUCGCUGGCGGCUCGUUCGUCAAACACAAAGUAUCCAUCAUUUCCGGAAUUUGUUAACUGGCUGUUGGAUCAGGUGAAACGUGGCAGUUUCAUAGACAUGCACUUUGUGGCGGCAACUUCAUUUUGCACACCAUGUCUUAUUAAAUUUGACAUGAUAUUGAAGUUCGAGUCACUGACCGAGGAUCAAUUAUAUCUAAUCGAAAAGACUGGCCUGAAGCGGGUGAUAGCUCCUGUAUGGCGCAAUAUGGGCAAAGGGGGCCGCAAAACUCAUGAGCUACAGCAGCAAUUCUAUGCCCAAUUAACUCGACAAGAGAUGCUCGAGCUCUAUGAGUAUUACAAAUAUGAUUUUGAACUGUUUGACUAUGAUAUCCAGGAAUAUCUGCAGGUGGCCCGACCUGAUGAGGGCCCCACAGAUGUUAGAAACUAACCAAAUAUAACUUUGAAAUUCAUAGAACUCAAAGGGAAAAUGCAAAAACCAAAAAAGAUAGAAAAACCAAAUGAAAAUACAUAUUAGCCGUCACAGUACGUAAUUGCAAUUGUUGAUAAUAAUGAAAGAUAACAAUAAUAAACUUAAAUAACAUAUAAAAGGUACUAUUAUGUUAUUCAUUUUAUUAGAAA